This is a messenger RNA of Poecilia reticulata (guppy), 4749 nucleotides long. RefSeq lists its product as uncharacterized. NCBI's taxonomy places the organism in Eukaryota, Metazoa, Chordata, Actinopteri, Cyprinodontiformes, Poeciliidae. Gene Ontology annotation, cellular component: nucleus. Gene Ontology annotation, molecular function: DNA-binding transcription factor activity, RNA polymerase II-specific; RNA polymerase II cis-regulatory region sequence-specific DNA binding. Gene Ontology annotation, biological process: regulation of transcription by RNA polymerase II. The record is from RefSeq and is a predicted model, not a curated record.
CCGUUACGUCUUUCCUCCCCAAGCACCGGAAGUAGAUCUAUCCAACGGCCGUCCAGAAGUUUUUAACACAAACAGAGGAAAUCCAGGAUGUUUUACUGCAGCAGCAGCGGUUCCGAUCCACUCAGCAUGUCCAAGAGCGGCAUUCUGAGAGGAAUCAUCACCGAGAAGCUGAGCACCGCCGCCCGGGAGAUCAUAGCGGUGGUGGAGCGGACCGUAGCCGACUACGAGAAGGAGGCGUCGGGCUUCAGACGGGAGAUCGACCGCCAGAGGAGGCAGCUGGAGCUGCUGCAGCCGCAGGUCAAGCUGCRCAGAGGAGCCAAAGCGGGGCUCCCGGACCUGCAGAGCCAUGAGGUGGUGGUUGUAGGCGAGGAGCAGCGGCAGCACGCAGAUGUGAGGGACUCUGGGAGUCUGGACUUCCUGUGGUACGGUGAUGAUGACCAUGAUGAGGACAUCCAGCCUGUGGUUCAGGUGACGCCGCGGUCCGGACCCAAACGGGAGGAUCUGACGGACCCAGACUAUGAGAUAUCACCAAGGUCGUUUCCGUCCCGAGUCCGACCUGAGAAGAGGAGAGCCAGUAAACCUCUGAGCUCCCUGACCCACCUGGACUUCCGGGUCCGGGUUCUGGACAACCCUGAGACCGAGGUGCUCUCCAACAACGUGUUUCAGAAGAGUCCCGUUCAGGACUUGAGCUGUCCUCGGGAUCUGCAGGAGUCGGACUUCCUGGACCUGCUGCGGUCCUCCAUCCCUCAGCUGGCUGCAGGAGAGCCGUUCAACCUGUUCAUAACCGAUACCAGCAGGCGGCUGCAUCCGCUGAGGGUCAGCAGCCUGACCCCUGAGGUGAUCCACAGGACCAUCAGGUCCAGCGGGAACUCCGCCCUCUACGUCCGCCUCAAGACAGCAGUCRAGCCUCAGAGCAGCAGCAGCAGCAGUGAUGUUCUUCAUCAGCUGGAUGAGGAGUUGAGCGUCAGCUCUGCCACGCCUUCCAGUGAUCAAACCGAGGAGAACCUGAGGUYGUCGUCUCCCGUCGAUCGGCCUCAGAGGCGGCGGCGGGGCCGGCCGCGCGCCGGGGAGGAACCAGCUCACCACUUCCUCAGAGUCUGCGUGUUGGAGGACAACCAGUCAGACGCUCCCACAGAAACUGGUGAGUGUGAAGCUCUGCUCCACGGCGGUGAAGCUUCUCCAGCUGAAGUCGUUCCUGUUCCAGAGCUGCAGACGUCGUCGGUGCAGGAGCUGAAAUGUCCUCGGAGGAUGCAGGAGGCCGAGUUCUUGGACCUGCUGAGGGUCACCUUCCCUCAGCUGGUUGGAGACGACAAAAAGAUCAACAUGUACAAGUCGGACCGCAGCAGGAAGCUGCAGAAGCUCAAAACGAGCACCCUGACGCCGGAGGAGAUCUACAGGAGCAUGAGGUCCACCGGGACCAAGAAGUCCGUCCUCUACGUCAAACUGAAGACAGGAGAAGAAGAGGAGAGUGAAAACGAGGAGCAGAACCUCCAGAUGGUAAAGGACGAACCUCAGCCCACGGACUGUGUGGUUCUGGAGGACGAAACCGCUCCGCUUCAAAGCCCUGAGGAUCUGGACCGCAGAGGGUCGGGGCAUGCAGCGGCGAGCGACGCGGGUUCUGGAGGGGAGAACGAGGCRUUGAGAGACGACGACRAYGAUGAUGAGUGGGAACCAAACGCCGAAGAUCUGGAGGAAGGAGACGUUCCACAGCCAAAAAGAAGGAGCUACAAAGGCCCCAGGCGAUACAUGGAGAACGGCAAGGAGAGCAAGGUGCUGUGCCAGGUGUGCGGCGUCUGGUACCGGACAGUAUCGGGUCUGACCAGACACGCCUGGGCGCACAUUGGRGACCCCAAGAGCCUCUGCGGGGUGUGUGGAGAAACCUUCAGUUCUGUGGAAGACAUGAAGGUACAUUUUGAAGUUCACCAAAAGAUCCAUGACUGUUCGUACUGCGGGAAGGGGUUCUUCACCGCCUCGGGCCUCAAGAACCACGUCUCCCUGCACACGGGAGAGCGCCAGUUCAAAUGCAGCCACUGCAGCAAGACCUUCGCCGUCCAGUCCGCCCUGAACGUCCACCUCUGGGUCCACGUGGAAGACCGGCCGCACAAGUGUGACUUGUGUCCAAAGACGUUUGGACUCAGAGGCCAGCUCACGGCUCACAAGAAGAGUCACGUGAGUCGGGACCGGUACCUCUGUAACAUCUGCGGCCGGUCCGUCGGCGACCUCAGGUCUCUGACUCGCCACAAGUUGACGCACUCAAACGAGCGCCGCUACGGCUGCAAAGUCUGCGGGAAGCGCUUCAAGCUGGAGCACACCCUGAAGGAGCACAUGAAGGUCCACACCACCCGGGACCGGAUGUUCCUGUGUCACAUCUGCUGCAAGACCUUCCUGUCCAACAACGCCCUGACGGGCCACAUGAAGACCCACAGCGGCGAGCGCCCGUUCGUCUGCGUCGUCUGCAGCAAGAGCUUCUUCAACAAGUAUGACCUCCAGAAACACAUGCGGGUUCACACCGGGGAGACACCGUACGGCUGCUCCCACUGCGGACGCCACUUCAAGCUGAAGAGCACCCUGAACGUCCACAUCCAGAGCCACCUCGGCAUCAAGCGCUUCAGCUGCGGCGUGUGUGGCAAAGCGUGUUCUCGACAGGAGCACCUGAAUGUCCACAUGAGGACCCACAACGGAGAGAGACCCUACAGAUGUUCCCUCUGCGACAAAGCCUUCACCCAGAGCCACUGCCUGAAAACUCACAUGAAGAGCUACCAUCCCGAGCAUGUCCUCUUCCAAGAACCGUCGACUUCCUUCCUCCAGCCGCUGGUCACUGAAGGACUGACUGAAUUAACGACCGACGGAACGACCGACGGAACGACCGAYGGAACGACCGAYGGAACGACCGAUGGAGCRGCUGAUGGARCGGCUGAAGGAUCGGCCGAAUUAACGACCGACGGACUCUAAGGUUUCUGUCUCUGUUGGCUUGGUUUGGUUGUGCCAAUGCUGYGGCCUGUAAAUCUAGAAAACAAGCAUCUUAGCAGCUUUGUUUGCGUAUCUGAUUUCUUAAUCCUGUUGAAACUGUUAUAAGCCAUCAUCUGGUUAGCGUUGCAGAAGGGGCUGGGUCAAAGGUCGUGGUCGGGCCAAAAUCGAAACCUCAUGASAAAAGAAGUAUCCAAUUAAAAUAUCAAAAACCACAAUAAUAAUAAUUUUCUGGUUUUCUAUUGCUUUAGUUUAACAGUGGCUGUAAACGGAAAACAUUCCAAUGUUUUAUUUUAUAUCACAUUUACUGAGCUUAACGGUUUAACUCAAAAUGUCCUCAGGGUUCAUGAAGGGCAAUAAAAAUGGUUUCCUAUCAGAAUCCGUUUUUUUUUUUUCUUUAUUAGCUUAAAGUGGCUAAUUUGCACUAGCAUCAACACUCUUCGGAGUGGAAGUUGUUGGAGGGAAACCCAACCAAAGGACUGUAAGGCUUUUAUCUCUGCUAGCUUAGUUUGUAGCCAAUACUGUGUCCUGUGUAUCUAGAAAACAAGCAUUGUAGCAGCUUAAUCUACAUAAUUGAUUUCUUAAAUUUGUUGAAACUGCUUUUUGCUAUCAUCUGGUUAGCAUAGCAAAGAAAACAUUGGGUUAAAGGUCGUGGUUCAACCUGAACAGACUAAAAUCCGAACAGCACCGAUAGAAAAGAAGAAAUAGAUAAAACUACAACGAUAAUCUUUUGUCUGGUUUUCUGUUGCUUUAGUUCUACUGUGAACAUUUUGUGUCGACAAAAACGGAAAACAUUCCAACUGUAUCAUUUUGUAUCAUUCUUAUUGAGGACAACAACAAAACGGUUUCUCGUCAGAUUCAGGAGAUUCUUGUAGCUUAAAGUGGCUAAUAUGUGCUAGCAUCAACACUGGUGUGGAAGAGAUGACGGCUGUUACAGAGAGUAUAACUUCAGCAGAUAACAAGAAGGCUGAGCAGGGCAAAGCAACAAUUUUUUCAAUUAAUAAAAAAUACAUUCAGAAAUGUUGGCAGCAUUUAGUCACUAAUGCUAACUGCGCUAGUUAUGCUAAAGGCUAAUUUGUUAAAAAAUAUCACUUUUGAAAUAUUAAACUCCUGUUUUGCUGCCAAACAACAACUCUUCUUUCACCCAGUGUGACGUCUCCUCCGCUAAAUUAGCGAUUUAGCUAACAGCAAAUCUAAUGCUAAAUGCUAACUCAGACCAAUGUCGAUCCCUUCUCGCCACGUUUUGUGUUUUCAYUGGUUGAUUUUUGUACGGUUUACAAACAACAAUAAAAAUCACAUCAGAAGAAAAAGAAAACGAUGGAAUCCAACAGCAGAAAUAAUCAAAAUGCUACUUAAAGAAAAUAUUUAGCCAGUUUGACAUCCGACGGUUUAAAUUCAGUCGUAUGUCAGGAAUUAUUUCAUGGAACGAAAGGAAAUGGGCCGGAAACGGUUUUACUCUCUCAGGUUCUCUGAGACGUAAUUAUUUCAUUUUGCUUUAAGCUUCUCACUGUAAAAAAAAAAAUACAUUUAAUUUACCGAAAAAAGAGAAUAAAUGAUCAACCAUCUUCUGUUGUAACUGUUCAGUGUGUGAAAGCUGGAGAAAGCGGACCUGGACCAGGAACCCGUGGCCUGGUGCGGCGCUGGUACACACAGAGUUCAUACGGGGACAUUUUUAGGGAAACUAACUGAUUCUUCUUCUGGUGUUUUUGUGUAAAAACCGGAUCUGAUGUUCUGUCCUGUUUUUGUAUGGACCCGUUUCAAUAAAACACUAAGCUACUCGAA